CGUCACAUGGAGAGAUACAACCAGCAGUAGCUGCUUUACCACUAAUCACAUAACAUUAACAUAACUAGCAACCACAAGCUAACCUGGCUAGCUACAUGGGUCGCGUUUGACUUAUCAUACAAUCGGAAUUGCAAAUCUGAAGGAAACAAAGCAGGAUUCACAGACAGUACAAAACGGGACACAACAUUACGAUCACAGACAGUUAUCGUGGCCUCCUCUUGCAUCCAACUGGCAGGCUAUUUUGGUUAGCUAGCGAAGCCAACGAUAGCAAACUCUGCCUUGGCUAGCGUCAAGCUAGCCAGCUAGCUAGCUAGCUACUAACGUCGCUAACGGUGGUUAGCUAGCUAGCGAGCUGUAGUAACUUGCGUCAUGGAUGAACUAGUCGUGGAAGUAAGGGGAACAAGUGGGGCCUUUUAUAAGGCUUUUGUGAAGGAUGUUCACGAAGGAUCAGUCACUGUGGCAUUUGAAAACAACUGGCAGCCAGAGCGUCAAAUCCCAUUUCAGGAUGUGCGAUUUCCUCCUCCAACAGGGUUCUGCAAGGAAAUAAAUGAGAGCGAUGAGGUCGAGGUAUAUUCCAGGGCUAAUGACAAGGAGCCAUGUGGAUGGUGGCUGGCCAAAGUUCGCAUGGUCAAAGGCGAGUUCUACGUAAUAGAGUAUGCUGCGUGCGAUGCUACAUUAAACGAGAUAGUGACGCUGGAGAGGUUACGGCCAAUCAACCCGAAUAAACCAGCCACAAAAAACACCUUCAUCAAGAUCAGACUGGAUGUGCCCGAGGAUCUACGACAGAUGUGCUCCAAGGAAUCGGCACACAAAGAUUUUAAGAAGGCUGUGGGAGCGUUCAAUGUCACCUACGACUCCGAGAAAAAGCAGCUGGUCAUCUUGUCAGUGAAUGAGGUCACAACGAAGCGAGCCAGUAUGAUGAGCGACAUGCACUUCAGGAGCCUCCGCACCAAACUGUCUCUCAUGCUGAGGAACGAGGAGGCCAGCAGACAACUGGAGAGUUCCAGGCAGCUUGCAUCACGGUUUCAUGAGCAGUUUGCGGUUCGGGAUGAUUUAAUGGGUCUGGCCAUUGGGACUCACGGGGCCAACAUCCAGCAGGCUCGUAAAGUCCCUGGAGUCACUAAUAUAGACCUGGACGAAGAAACGUGCACCUUUCACAUAUAUGGAGAGGACCAGGAUGCUGUCCGCAUAGCCAGGAGUUUCCUGGAGUUCUCCGAAGAUGUAAUAAAAGUUCCCCGGAACUUAGUAGGGAAGGUGAUCGGCAAGAACGGCAAACUGAUCCAGGAAGUGGUUGAUAAGUCCGGUGUGGUGCGGGUUCGUAUUGAGCCUGAAAACGACAAAAAGACCUCAGCAGCAGCAGCAGCGGCAGCAGCAGACGAGGGAAUGGUGCCAUUUGUAUUUGUGGGGACCAAGGAAAGCAUCUCCAAUGCUACAGUACUGCUGGACUACCACCUCAAUUACCUUAAGGAGGUGGAUCAGCUUCGUCUGGAGCGUCUUCAGAUUGACGAGCAGCUGAGACAGAUAGGAGGGGGAGGUGGAGGAGGAGGGACGGGACCUCGAAACCCUAAAGACAAAACCUACGUGUUCGAUAACGGCAUGGGGCUGGGGAUGGGGAGAGGAGGAGGAGGUGGAGGAGGAGGGAAGCCCUACACGGGAGGAGGGGGAAGAGGUGGACGAGGGCGAAGAGGAGGAGGUGCAGCUUUUGCCUCAGGCACCAACUCGGAGGCAUCCAACGCGUCGGAGACUGAGUCAGACCACAGAGACGAGCUCAGCGAUUGGUCGCUGGCCCCCACUGAGGAGCUGAUGACGGGAGGCGGAACCAUGCCCAGACGGACAGAUGGGAGGAAGAGAGCAGGCGGCGGAGGACCAAGGGGACGAGGGGGGCGAGGAAGAGGAGGAGGAGGGUAUAAAGGUGAAGACAUGCAGUGGAGCGAGCCAAGACCUCGUCAUGUCAGAGACCCCAAGACAAGAGCGCAGGAAGACACCCUACAGAUCCGUGUUGACGGUAACAAUGAGCGCAGCGUGCAGCACUCGUCAGGGGGGCGAGGAGGAGGAGGAGGAGGGCCUUCCUCCUCCCAGGGUGGCAUCAGUGCCGGUGGCGAUGGCCCACCCCGUCAUCACCAUCAGAGACCCAUCAGAGACCGAGGGAUGAAGAAGGACAAACAGGACGCUCCUCCGCUGGUGAACGGAGUGUCGUAGAUACACCACUGGAGGACCUUCUCACUUAGACACACACAUACACACACUCAGAAACACACACACAGGCAACUGGUCAUAAACCAUCGUAGAGUCUCAGUCUCUCUCGCUUUUUCUUUCUCUGUCUUUGUCAAACACAUGAAUGCACAUAUUUCAUCAGCAUGGAAGUUUACCGUAGUGAAGUCGUGGACCAGAGGCCGUCCGGCAUCUGCUGGUCUGCUCUGUUGAGGUCUGGUCUUUGAGUGUUCUGCUCUGGUCUCUUCUAGACUGGUAUGGUAUCUUGCAUUCUUCUGUGGAGUGACAAAUAAAAUAAUCCAUACUUCUUUGGACAAAAGAAGAAGAAGAGGAGGGAUGUGACUAAAGCUCAUCUCUCACAGAGGCAUUAACCUCAAACAUUCUCCCUCCCCAUCAACAGCAAAUACAUGUUUUUUUGGGGGUUUUUUUCGACUAAAUUGGAUGAUUAAAUUUUUUUGCCGUUUGAAAUUGCUCACAGGAGAAAAAAGAAAUGAGCCAAACGAGGCAAAACAGAAGAAACAAGGAUUUACAGCCACUUCAGAAUGAAAUGUGUGUUCCUUCCCUUAACAGCACACAAUUUUAGGAGGUGGCGUCAGUUUGCCCUAGGUUGAUAAGUUAUUUUUGUUGCUCUCAAGCUUCAAUAUUCAACACCUGUGAGUCAAGCAUUUAUAAUUUAACUGCACUGAUUGAUAAAGUCAUAGAGCGUCUUUCAGGUACCAGAGAUUCUUGAUUUAUAAACUGCAAAAUACUGCUAAAUUUUGGUGUCACCCAAAUAACUUCUACCUUUGGGAGACUCACUCAUAGCUGGGCACCUAGGAUUCACUCAGCAGUGAAUGAUUUACCAGACUCAUCAUUUCAGUCGUCUGUGCUUUGUCUCCUGUUGCCUACAUAAUGUAAAAUUCCUCCAUUCUCUUCGACUGUCAGACCAAGCAUGAAUUCAAAAAAGAACAGGACGUAGCGUUGGAGAAACAUAAAUCUGAGGCACUUUGAUGCAGAUAAACGGUUAAAAGGCCUUUACUGAAGCUGAGGGGGUCAGGAUACCAACUCCUAACAGUCUUAAGUUACAAAAUGUGAUGAAUUGCUGUCCUAGUUAAUCAUUCAGUUGUCAUGUGAGCUGGUGACGUGACGAGGCCAACACUCACCGACAGCUGCGACAGUGAAUCCCAGACUCCCUCAUAAAAACACUGCAGUAAUCAAAGGAUUAUAAAUCCAACAUUUAUUGGCCAGAAACACAAAUAAAACCAGUAUGUUCACAGAGCUGUAGAGCCAUAGAAUAAACAAUGACUCAUGGCUAAAGUGUUGAAUACAGUCAUGUUAAGUUUUCAGGCUGUCCUGACCCUCGUCAGGCUUCGUGGCUGCAUGUCUGCAGCGGUCCUGGCAGCAGUAUGUCUCUGCUGUCUACAGGAAUCAGUAUCUGCUACCAGACUGAGAAGAACCUUUUCUCCAGUGGCAUAGUUCACAGAGAGGGCUCAACCUGCAAGAUAGACUUACUUCACUUAGUCCCACUUACUUGCAUGUGAUAAAGCAGUCUGGGAUGGAUUCCAGUUUAAUUAGUUUUGUUUUCAGACAGACAUCGUUAAUGUAAAACUCCUGUCACCUGAUCACAUGAGCUUUUUUUUUUAAUUUAUGGAAACCUUUGUAUUUAACUUUUUGUUUUACAGUUAGUGUUUCACUUAUUUCUGCAGAGGAAAGAAAUUGUUGUAAAGUUACACGUUGACAAAAUAUAAAAUUUGGUUUAAGUUUUAUUCAUCCCUCUUAUUUAAAUAUUUUGUGCAUUAAUCUGAUUUUAUUUUGUAUAUGGUAGAGCAGAAGAGGGAGUCAGAAUUUUGGCCGAAAUCCCAACAAGUUUUGUUUCAGGUGCAACAUAUUCCACGCACUGUUGUAAUCAUUACCUUCUUGUACAUCAAUAAUCAGGUCUUGUUCUGUGAACAUGCAUUUUUCUUGGUGUUUCUCAGCACUGAUAAUAUGAAUUGUGCAUUCCUCUUCCUGCUUUUAAACUGUGCAGAUCACCUGGCUAAGUUAAAGACACAAAUAAAGUUUAAUGAAACUGCUCUAAGCUAAAUUAUAAAGUCAGGGUUAAAGAAGAAAGCUUUUCAUCCAUAAGUCAGGAUAAAUCCCCUCUGCGUUUAAGAGCAAAAUGUUCACCACAGUCAUGGAGCUGCAGCCUGUCAGUUUUCUGCCAUUGCUGUAGGUCAUAAUGAGUCUUUGUUAAAAUCUUUGUGCCUUGAAUUUAUGCUCCUCCAUUUCUGUGAAUUUGACCCCAUUCUUAAAAGCACCUUUAUCCUGUCUUUUUAAACUCGGUGUAACACUCCUGCUGUUUCUUUCUUUUAUGUUUAGGACAUAGAGUACAUGGGUGUCUCUUUCUGUGACCCUGUAUGCAUUUCUUAGAAAAAACAAAUGGUGUAAGAUGACUUUGACAGACUCUGGUAAAGCAUUUUGUCCCAGACAGCAUCCAGUCUCCUAGCCUUGUUCUAAACUUGUCUGCCUCGUGUUAGAGCUCUGUGACUUACUGACAUAGACGUAAACAACAACAGAGGACUAGACAAUCAUUUAUCAUCAAAUAGCUGAAAGUGACAUUUCUAACCAGUGCAGGUUUCCAGACAUCGAAGGAACAUCAGACAAAACAAACAAACGUCUUGACUUCAAGCUCUUAUUUUGAAGUGUUCCAACCUGCUGUUGGGUUGGCACCUCAGAGAAUUACUGACUUAUAUAUUCUGCAUGGAAAGAUCCUUAGUGGAAUCAUCAUCCUGAAAAUAAGUACAGCUUAGGUGGCAUGAAGGCCUUUACUGAUCAUUGACACUCUCAGCUGACCCGACCUUUAUCCUAAAUUCAGACUUACAGCAGUAACUUAGACAGGCUAGUGUAGAAAAUAUUUGUGGACUUAUGAUUGAAAAGGAGAUUCAUAAUAACAUUUGUUUGGAUUUUUUUUUUUUUUUUUGGAAAAAAAAAACUGUUGAAAUGUGAGAAAGUCACUGUAAAACAAAAAUCAAAGCAAAAAAAAAAGUUUCUCAAGGUUUCUCUGUGCAUUCGUAGGCUUAUUGACAUUUUACAAAAAUACUGUAUUACAUCAAAUUACUGUCAUUCGUAACUGAAACAGAUUCAGUAUCCAGCCCUUAAAGGAAUAGUGUGACAUUUUGGAAAAUAAGCUACCUCACCUUCUUGCUGACAGUUAGAUGACACGAUUGAAACCACUCUCAUGAGCGUUCGCUAAACAUCAAUCUAGAACCAGCAGAAUUUAGCUAAAGGCUGGAAACGGGGAAGCACCUUGCCUGCCUUUGUCCAAUCACAAUCCAGUCAGCAUGUUUAAAGUUCACUAACACAUUUUAUCUUGUUUGUUUAAUUUGUAUGAAAAUAGAAAUGUUAAAAAAAAGGUUUUCAUGCUGGAAUUAUUUCUUUGCUGGGUGUAGUGACUAGGCUAGCAGUUUCCCCCCACUUACAGUCUUUAUGCUAAGCUAAGCUAACUGCCUGCUGGCUCUAGCUUGAUACUGUGUAGACAGGCAUAAGAGUGAUAUCAAACCUUUCAUAUAACUGUUGGCAAGAAAACGAAUAAACUCAUUUCCCAAAAUGUCAAACCAGCCAAAGUGCUUUCAUUUGGAGUGUUGUUAAUUAGCAUUGCAUAAAAUUACUUUACAGUUGGUAGGAUCCACUUGAUCCACUAGUCAGACACAACACAGGUACAGGACUCUGUUAAAAAACAGCUUGUGAGAUUUAUUUGUAAUGUGCUGUUCUUUCGUUUGAGGAAAAAAAACAAAUAUAAAAAAAAAAUAUUGUCUUUCAUGGUAGAAAGAUGUGAAUACCCAGAGAAACCUUACCAUAUUUUGUGUGACAUGUGCCUUUAAUUGUGGCUAGUAUCACAACCUAGACUUGUAAAUCAGGGAUGAUGAGGAGACAUUGAAACGGACCAGAUGGGUAAAGAAGGCUAUUUUCUGAAGUGACAUAAAGAAUUCACUCUGGGUCGUCACUGGCAAAGCUGAGCAUUUCUGAGCUUCCUGUAAACUCAAAGGACGUGUGUUAAUUGUAAAGGUGUGCGGUUUGUUUGUUUGUUUGUUUUUUGGCCCACAAGGAAACUGCCUUCUUUUACCACCUGGUCCAUUUUAAACACUGAAGGUGUUGUAUCCUUGUACAGUCGACAAACAUAAGCCUGUAGCUUAUGACCUGGUUCAAUUGAUCUGUGAAAUGGAUUCAGUUGCUUUUCUAGACCAGUGCAGUUCAUGACCUUGAGUGGCUACUUUGGUACCUUUGGCCCCAUGCAAAAUGGUGUGACCCAGUGUAACUUUAUUCCUUGUCUCUCUUUCUUUCCCAGAAAGUAACUGACGUUAAUGAAAGGAACUGAAAAGAUUUCAGAGGUUGAGCCAGGUCUUUUCUUUACCAGAGAUCAGUGAACCUUCCUAGUCUUGCGAUGCAUGCACAUCUUUUAUUAUGGAUUUUGGAGACUUUAAGUAGCUUUGAACAUGUUAAAAGAAAAAAAAACAUACAGACAUACACUACUGGUCAAAAGCUUUAGAACUCCCCCAUUUAUUUAGUUUUUAUUGAAAUGUAAGCUGUUCAAGUCCAGUGAAUCAGUGAAUAACCUUAAGUGGUAUAAUGUUAAGCAGUAAACUGCCCAAAGUAAAAUAAAUAAAUAAAUAGAUUGAUAGAUAAUGACCCAAAACUAGCAACAACUUUACAAUGUUUUAUUUCCAUUGUAGAAAGGACAUGACAAGCGUGUUCAUCUGCUAGGUUAUGCUUGAAUUUCAUCAUGUAAAUUUAAAUCACAGCUGGAAAAAUUGAGGUGUUCUUAAGCUUUUGACUGGUAGUGUACAUACGUUUAGUUUUUUAAAAUCAGUGUUACUUUGUCUUAUUUCUCCUUGACUUAAGACUGGCUGGAGUCAUGGAGUACCCAGUGAUGAGUAACAUCUUCUGACAGCCACCGGCUUAGAGUCAGUGACACAUGGGAAACUUUUACCUUUUAGAAACUGUCUCCAGAAACGGUUGAAACAUGAGUAAUGAAUCAUGAAACAGGCUUUUUUCUUUUUUUCCUUUUUUUUUUUAGAAGUUACUUUUCCUUUUUCAGAAGUGUUAUUGGUGUCAGUUUCUCUAUCACUAAUCUGUUAGGACUUCUUUUUGCUUUCACUUGGUGUUCACACUGCAGCCAUGUUGCAUUUUUACCCAGUAAGCAUUCUCUGCAGUGCAUCGACAAACAGCUCAAGUGAAAGUCACCUCUAUAUUGUCAAUAGAGCAUCAACAGUAUGGAGUUGCUUUGUAUUGUAAAAACAAAAAAAAAAAACUAAACUAAAAAAACAAACAAAAAAAAAAAACAUGAUGGAAAAAAGAAGGGAGGGUGGCAUACUGUAUAUAAUGAUGUCAUUAUUUGUCUGAGAAAAGAUUUGUACUAUUGUUUCAAAUGUGCACUUAUCCUGAUAUUUUCUUUUUUUUGCUGUUUAAUAUCAGUUAAAUGCUAGAGCUCUUGAUAAUAAACUUAAUGUGUGGAAAAAAUA
Toxotes jaculatrix (banded archerfish) is the source of this 7688-nucleotide messenger RNA. It is a transcript of the gene fmr1, whose product is annotated as FMRP translational regulator 1. Gene Ontology annotation, molecular function: protein homodimerization activity; mRNA 3'-UTR binding; translation regulator activity. NCBI's taxonomy places the organism in Eukaryota, Metazoa, Chordata, Actinopteri, Toxotidae. Gene Ontology annotation, biological process: regulation of mRNA stability; positive regulation of translation; regulation of modification of synaptic structure. The record is from RefSeq and is a predicted model, not a curated record. Gene Ontology annotation, cellular component: postsynaptic density; dendritic spine; neuronal cell body. Bases 370 to 2199 code for a protein of 609 amino acids. The transcript is spliced from 15 exons.